Messenger RNA from Diaporthe batatas, 4390 nucleotides. Its product is annotated as phosphatidylinositol-3-phosphate-binding protein BEM1. The transcript has 4 exons. The record is from RefSeq and is a predicted model, not a curated record. Gene Ontology annotation, cellular component: mating projection tip. The coding region runs from base 1455 to 3221 and encodes 588 amino acids. Gene Ontology annotation, molecular function: protein binding; phosphatidylinositol binding. Gene Ontology annotation, biological process: conjugation with cellular fusion. NCBI's taxonomy places the organism in Eukaryota, Fungi, Ascomycota, Sordariomycetes, Diaporthales, Diaporthaceae.
CUUUUCCUGCCCUGUCGUAUUCCUGUCCCAUCCGAUCUUGUACGCGCUGUGGUAGAUACACACAGCAGGACCCCAUCAUCGCUCCGUCGCUUAUUAGUCGUUCUUGGCCGCCUGGCCGUACCGUCUGCCGCCCCCCCGCGCCCAUUCCUAAACUAUACUUUUGCAUUGCGCACCCCGUCUUGUCGGAUCCUGUCGGCAAAACACUACCCAACCCAACCCAACCCAAUCUCGACACACGCGCGCACACGCACACACUCUUAUUGCCUACUUGCCUACUAUCUACGGAGUGCCUGCCUACCUGACGGGCAGCACCCAGAGCACCUAUCCCGUAGACCCUGUUCAGUCUGUUCAGGACCCGACCUGACCUGGCCUGGCCUGCCAGGACUGCACAUGCCCUUCGAGGGAACCCGCGACACAGUGACUUGACUUGACUUGCCUUCCUUGCCUUGCCUUGCCUUGCCUGCCUCUGCGUGCUGCGCCCCCCCUCGCUCACCACUAAAAUUUCCUCACCUUCUUUUUUCUCGCUUGCCCCCCCCCUCCGCAUACUUUUAAACUCGUCUCCGCCGCCUCGUCACCCGCUCCUUCUCCUCCACCCACCCGCCUACUUACUGCCACGCCCACUUCCAACCGCAGAACCGCCGAUAGCACGGGCCAACGGCGACUCAGUGGGUUCUUCUGACUAACGCGAAGGAGCCGCCGGACAAAGAGGGAGGAUCGCAUGCCACCAUCCUGAAUAAAGAACAAGGCCCCCGACGAACCUGCCCAAGCCUCACCAUAUCCUCAGCACCCGAGGGACUUGAGACGACGUCGCUUCGAUUUUCUCUUCACGCCGUCCUGAGCAUCGCACCCGUGGCGCGAUCUGCGACUAGAACGAACGACUAGAACAGAAGAAACCCACGCAUAGCCAGCCUCUCUUCGAUACCAAUACUGGACUUGGACUGGACCUACCUGCUGGGCACGGGCUUUUUCUCUCCAUGACUCUUGCUCUUCUCUACCUCAAGUGCAAGUGACGACAUCGCUUUCUUUUUUGGGAUCUCUCAAAAGUCCGCCCAAAUUAUCCGAACACCAGUACACAGUAUCCACCGCCCGACCUUGUUCCCCUCAAUCCUGGGGCUGUCCACUGCAGUGUCUUGGAUUGCCACCCGACCCGACCGACUGCUGCAUAAGUCCUCUCCGCCGCCCGAUUGCUGUCGCCAGCCCUCAACUCGUCGGGCCCAACUUACCGUCGCACUGACUCACUGCCUCCCGACGGCAAGAGCGUGUGAGCGGACCUGGCGUAACGUCCACUUUUGCUACCCUCAGUAUUCAUUGGCUCGAGGACCCGUCUUGCCAGUAAAACACAGUCAAGGAGGAGUCAAGGCCAACUGAAGGUGGGACGGUCUUCUGUGACUGCACCCGCUCUGAGAUAUACUCAAUCGAUCCGGUCACGGAAAGAGGGAUAUUACGGCGACACCAUGAAGGCCCUUCGCAGGUCGAUGAAGGGGGAGGAGAAAGUCAAGGCCCAUGUUUCAAUCGGUCCCAAAUCCGCUGUCGCGAUCGUUCCUCCAAAAAAGGUAAUUCGAGCGCUUUACGAUUACGAAGCCCGAUCCAGUCAAGAACUGAGCUUUUCGCGCGGUGACUUUUUCCACGUUAUUGGCCGAGAAAACGACCCCGACUGGUAUGAGGCCUGCAAUCCCGCCUUACCUGACGCCCGUGGUCUUGUUCCAGUGAGCUUCUUCAAGGCUCUCGGCCGCACAGAACGUGAUAGCGCAAGCUCGGACACGAGUAGACCAUCGCCUGGUGCUACCAACAACCCCGACCACGAUUCCGGGUAUGCCGAGACAUCUGCCUCGAGCGUAACACCCACUCAAACGCAAAGCCAGAGAAGCUCCAAGAUGUCUGCUGCAGGGAAGAAUGGGGCCAUGGUGUACGGCAUAGUGAUGUACGACUUCCAGGCCGAACGCGCGGACGAGCUGGAGGCGAAGGCUGGGGAGGCCAUCAUCGUUAUCGCACAAUCAAAUCCCGAGUGGUUCGUGGCGAAGCCAAUAGGGCGACUGGGCGGCCCCGGCCUCAUCCCAGUCUCCUUUAUCGAGAUCCGCGAUAUGGCAACAAAUACGCCAGUUCCAAAUCCGCAAGAUGCAAUUAGGAGAGCAGGAAUACCGAGGGUUGAGGAAUGGAAGAAGAUGGCCGCCGAGUACAAGAACAGCAGCAUCACGUUGGGCAAGUUCGAGGGAGGAGGGCCCCAAGGCCAGCAACAAGCCAUGGAACAAGGCAUGGAGCGCAUGAGCCUUCAGCAGGGUGCUGGUCGAAUGAGCCAGGGCAAUGCACAGCAGCCACAGAGCAACCGCAACACACAGAGCCAACAAGCUCCCAUGGCCCAGCCCCAGGUCGGAAGCCCUGGGUCACAGUUACACGCUCCCAUGUCCGCACGCAUCCCUCGCUACUGCUUUGCCGAAGACAAAUACUGGUUUGUGAUCGAGGCCGCGCUAGAGGAUGGUCGACACUGGGAGCUGUCGCGUUACUACGAAGACUUCUACGACUUUCAAAUUGCACUUCUGACGGAGUUCCCGGCGGAGGCAGGAAACACUGGCACUCAGAAGCGGACACUGCCUUACAUGCCAGGCCCUGUCAACUACGUCACCGACGCUAUUACCGAGGGUAGACUGCACAAUCUGGAUGCCUAUGUGAAGAACCUCCUGAGCCAGCCACCAUACAUCUCGAGGUGCAAUCUGGUCAAACAGUUCUUCGCGCCCAGGGAGGGAGACUACGAGAUUGACCCAACUUCGACGGGCGAGGAAGACUACCGACUAUCAGGAGGCUCCCACCAGUCCUCUCAGGGUGACGGAAUAUCGCAGCAGUCAUCCAAGAACAACCUCAAUGGGAAUGGGUACGGCCCAGCACCGGGCUCAAGAGGACCCAACGGCGUCCCACGACAGUCGUCAUCCCUGUCCCAACCGUCUCAGACGUCACUUUCUCCUGGCCUGAACCAGCAAGCAGCAGCGAUGAAAAUCAAGCUUAGCUUCAACGGAGACCUCAUCGCCAUCCGGGUGCCAACCGAUAUCCAAUUCCGAGACCUUUACGAGAAGAUACGGGACAGGCUCAAGAUCCCGGCAGGAGACCCCAUCGAUAUUGCCUACAAGGAUGAAAGCACACAGGACAAGAUCCCGAUGAUCAGCAACAACGACUUGGACGUUGCAUUGGAGCGCAACGAGAAGCUACUGAUAUAUGUGGAUCAAGUGUGAAGAGCUCUGCAAAAGCUCCCAGAUCCUCGAUAAUCGGACCCAAACUUUGAGGAAGGCUCUGCACCCGGACUCCACGGUCGCUCAGCACCUCGACUUGGCGUUUUUGACAGACACUAUCAUGCAAGCCAAACUAUUCGUUCAUCUUGCGGGUCCGGGAUGCUAUCCGGAAUAAGUGUCCAGGUGGAGGUGCGACAGGUCUUUUGUCAUUUUCUGCUGUACCACAAACAAACUCUGGACGGGUAUACUGCUUAGUAGCUGGGAUCCCAGUGCACCCACGGUCGUUAAACUGUCGGCAAACCUUUUCCCGCACACCCGCGACCAAAUGCUCAAGGGAACCCAGCAUUUGGCCUCUUAUUCACCGUUACAUAAAAUCUGUCACCUUAUGUCGACGAUGCGCAAGCAACUCAUGAUGAUGGAAUAUGUCUAUAUGGGAGCUUUUCCAGUUGGUGGAAGAGCAACGGCGUUCAGGGCUGGCUUGUUUUUGGUCAACCUUCUUUUCUUCGAUUCUAUGAGAUAUCUAGGCCCUCGGUCCUUCAUUUUUUUUGUUGUUGUUUCGUUUGCCCGGUUUUCCUCACACCCAGUCCCUUACUAUUACCCAUUUUGAUUUUUUUUUCCGUUGCUCCAGCGGUGGCCACGUGGGCGAGAUUGGAGGAAACAGGAAGACGAGUGUUAGUCUGGCGAGGACAGCAAAGAUACCAGAUGGGCGGUCUACGAGGCUCACGCUUUACCGUGAACAAAAUUGGAUCGGCGUGAUUGCAGAGGGGGUGAAAUGCUGUUGCGUGGAGACACCGGCAGACGAUUGAGCUCGAGUUGCAAAUAUGCGGAUGACAAGGGGGAGAAGGUCAACUUUGAUUCUGGUUCUGAGGAACCCUGGCCCACCGUAGUAGCCACCCCCACGAGGAAAGCUUUAGUCGUUGAGGAGGAAAUGAACAGAGUGAUGGACAAAGACCACAAAAAUAACGUUUGCUCGUGUCUGAGUAACCACAUAUGUGAGACACCAUGCGUGCUGAUGAGAUCGAGAUUGACAUCGAGAUCGAGGGCCCUUCAAGUGACAUGCCCUCGCAGAUAUGCUUUGGAUUUGUUUACUGCAUUUCUUACAAAGACCGCAUACUAGACGCGCUCUCAUCUCUAUAUACGCUAGUAAGACCAAGCCAAUUAUGUCUGCAGAA